Molecule: messenger RNA, 1029 nt
Organism: Gracilinanus agilis (Agile Gracile Mouse Opossum)
Lineage: Eukaryota; Metazoa; Chordata; Mammalia; Didelphimorphia; Didelphidae
Product: beta-1,3-galactosyltransferase 2-like
Exons: 1
Coding region: 1-1029 (342 amino acids)
Cellular component (GO): membrane
Molecular function (GO): N-acetyl-beta-D-glucosaminide beta-(1,3)-galactosyltransferase activity
Source: RefSeq, a predicted model, not a curated record
AUGAAGUUAAUAAGGCAACGGCUGGUACUGGGGGCUCUGCUAGGCACAGUUUUCUUGGGACUGCUGGUAUUGCUGGUGGGUCAGUUUCUAGAAUCCUGGACAUCUUCAACGAAUCUGAGGCCUCCAUCCCCAAAGAUCUCUUUGAGGAAGUUUGAGUGGCAGGCUUGGACCCCACACCCUUUGGAUCUGAAUUAUCCUUAUCCCUACCCCUUCCUGAUCAAUCAUCCUGACAAGUGUAAGGGUCCCAGAGGAGCCCCUUUCCUGCUCAUGCUAGUGAUGACCCAGCCCCAGGAAGUAGGGGUGCGCCAAAUCAUCAGACAAACAUGGGGCAAUGAGACCUUGAUUCCUGGUGUGGUCAUCUGCCGCCUCUUUGUUCUUGGCCUUCCCCGACCCAUCUUUGCUCAAGAAAUUCGGGUCCUCCUAGAAGAGGAGGACAGGGAACACGGGGAUCUCCUCCAGGUAGGCUUCCUGGAUACAUACCGCAAUUUGACUCUCAAGGUCCUCAUGGGGCUGGAGUGGAUGGCCCAGUACUGUCCCACUGCACGCUAUGUACUUAAGGUAGAUAAUGAUGUCUUCUUAAACCCUAGCUUCCUGGUACAUGAGGUGCUGCACCCUGAUCAACCCCCUCAGCCAAACUUUAUCACAGGUCACAUCUAUACUGACUCAGAGCCCCAGCGGAGCCUGGAAGACAAGUGGUACAUGCCCCCUGAGCUGUACCCCCAAGAAAAGUAUCCUGUGUACUGUGGGGGCCCAGGCUAUGUGCUGUCUGUCUCUCUGGCCCUUAGGGUUCUGACUGUAGCCCAGAGACUCAAGCCCAUCUACUUGGAGGAUGUAUUUAUUGGAUUGUGCAUCCAGGAGCUAGGAGUACAACCGACACCUGCUCCUCCUGAUACCUUCUUGACAGUCCGUCAGGAAUAUGAACACUGUGCUUUCCAUCAACUUGCCCUGGUUCACCAGUUUAAGCCCCAGGAAUUGCUGCAGUUUUGGCCAGACUUCCAGGCAGUCAAUGACACUUGUCCCAAGGAAUGA